Messenger RNA from Dimorphilus gyrociliatus, 337 nucleotides. NCBI's taxonomy places the organism in Eukaryota, Metazoa, Annelida, Polychaeta, Dinophilidae. The record is from the annotation of a GenBank genome assembly.
UAUGUUUACUAAAAGAUCAAAUAGACAUGAAAUAGUAAUGAAAUCAAGAAUUGACAAUACUCCUCCAAGGAUAAAUGGCAAGGCUCUGGAUUUUGUUGACAAGGCCAGAUUUCGAAGGGAAACGAUGAAACAGUUAGAAGAAGAAAAUAGAAAAUUAUUAGAAAAAGUGGCAAAGAUUCUUGCCUCUACCAAACAAUAUGACUUACGAGGAAAUGAAGCGGAGAGACGGAAAAGGGAAAAAAGACAAGAGCAAAGACGUUUAGAGAAGAUAGCGGAAGAGAAACGAAUUGAAAAGGAUAAUUUAAAAUUGUCUAAGAGGUUAUCAAAGGUCAGUUGA